Molecule: messenger RNA, 1818 nt
Organism: Colias croceus (clouded yellow)
Lineage: Eukaryota; Metazoa; Arthropoda; Insecta; Lepidoptera; Pieridae
Product: outer dynein arm protein 1-like
Exons: 12
Coding region: 1-1683 (560 amino acids)
Source: RefSeq, a predicted model, not a curated record
AUGGACGCAACAUCUGAACAUAGUAACGAUUUGGAAGUUAUAAAGAAAAUGGAAGAUGAACAUUUACGUCUUCAGAGACAGUUUCGAAUGGUACAAGCAGACAGACAAAACCGUAACAUGGGAGUGCAUCCUCAAUUUAGGAGACAGGAUCAGCUGCUACGAACUCUGAAGAAGGAGUAUAUAAAUAUACGAACUGAUUUGAAAAUAGCGAGAUCUGGUGCCCAUAAAAAGAAUACCAAAAGAAUGAGGAACGAGCUACAAAGAUCAUUAUUGCUCUACACUAAGACUGGAUUUGAAUGUGACGAGGGAAUAACUAUGAUGUCACAAAUGGACGAAUUGCUUCAGAGAAAAAAUAAACGGAUGCUGCAGUUGAAAAAGAUCGUAAACGCCAAUAAUGGACAGUUAGAAGAACGUCGCCUGCUAAGUGAGAAUCGACUAGCUUCAACAGAAAAUAAAUUAGAAGCCGCCAUGUUGAGAUUUAAUACUGUCCAGUCAGAAAAUAAGAAAAUUCGAGAAGAAAUCGAACAUAUGCUGAAUGACAGGGCAAUAUUCAACGAAGCCUGGUCGAAAAUGCUGAACGCUCUCAAGAAAGGCAAGAAGUUUCUAACAGAUCUCUUCGAAUCUUCCACGCUGGCGUAUGACCAGCGUGACGAGUGGUGUGCCAAGCUACGGUCUGUGCAGGAAAAGGGAAACCUGGAUCAGAUGGUGCAAGUCCAGGAAAUGCGUGAUCUACAAAAAGCCUUCGACCACGAGAUGAAACUAUACCACUUUCUCGCUAGAAAGGGAGUCAUGCGCAUCAAUAGGAAGCAAGAAGAGAGAGAAAUAGCAGACAAGAUAAAAGAAGAAGAAGAUAUAAAGAAAGAGUUUGAGCACCACGUUAAAAUCAUUAAUGAAGUCACGGACUAUGCAAAAGAAGACAACAUUAAUAAAAUAAUUGAUGAAUUCAAUCGAUUGGAACAAGAGAAUUUCUCCAUUUACACACUGUUGACGGACUACUGUGCUGAAAACGAAGUCCUGAGCAGAGACUUGAAGAGAAUACGAAGAGAAAUUGAGGACAGACGGGAUUGGAAUGAAAUGAUGGAAGAAAAGCGGCAAAAUAAACUGCGAGUCUUAAGAAAAAAAUUAGAAGAUCAGAAGAUGAAUACAGAAGAGAAAAGAAGAAUUUACAAGGAAAGAGAAGAAUUGCUUAACAACACUAUGGACAGUGUUAGUGAAAUAUUUAGGACCCUGGACUGCAGCAUGGAACCCUUCGCGAACCUCCUUGGUGAUAAGCAACCUUCACUGCAUCAGCUCGACCUGACCUUCCGCCUCAUUGCUGAGAAGAUACGGGAGUAUAUCCAAAUUACGUACUACUAUGAACGUCACAUGACGAAGAGGGGUGACAAAAGUGCUUCCAGGCUGAAGAAUUAUACUAUCCACCCCCAACCCCCGAUCUGUUGGUCUGCGACCCCCAUCAACCUAUUGGUUCCAGCUAACCCUUGUCCUGCUUGCAUAGAAGCCCGCUGGCUCUCCCGCGUCACAGAUACCCUAGAACAACCAUUCAACGACACCCAAGUACGAGACGCCCUCAGGAACCUAUGUGAGGACCCAGCCUUCGAGAGAAGUGACCGAGUACACCAGUUGACGGAAUGCCGAGUGCCUCAGAGUAGGGUUAUCUUGGCUAGGCGGUAUAUGCAGAAUUAGACUACUAGACUAAAUUAAAUUAGGGUGUUUUUUAUGAAAAUGGCAAAGUUUUUGAUUUUUAUACAGAGUGUUUUUUUAUCAAAAUGGAGGUAUAUGCCGAUAUAGACUGUUAGAUUAGCAUAGCAAUGACCAGGU